Meleagris gallopavo (turkey) is the source of this 1653-nucleotide messenger RNA. Lineage: Eukaryota; Metazoa; Chordata; Aves; Galliformes; Phasianidae. The record is from RefSeq and is a predicted model, not a curated record.
AUGCGAACACUUUGUGGGAACAUAGCGGAUCCCACACUGAAGCACGCCGCGACCGCACCGCUCAGCGCCCCGUCCCAGCGCACCGGAUUAGCGCCGGAACCACCUGAUGCCGUAAGGCGCGGCACUGUCGCGCGCGCCGCCUUUACGACAGCGGCAGUCGCACGGAUACGGCAGGAGGCCGCGCGGGCGCUCACCUAUGGGGCGCGGCGGCUGCCAUGGGGCCUGGCGCUACUUCGACCUCAGCCCGGAAGGUCUCCGAACCACUUAGCGCGGCGGACGCCGGCUACGGGCAGCGGCGGAGCCCAACCCGAAGUCACCUCAUGCCCGAGAUGUAUGCAGUGUGAUACGAAAUUUGACUUCAUAACUAGAAAGCAUCACUGCCGAAGAUGUGGAAAGUGCUUCUGUGACAAGUGCUGCAGUAAAAAAGUGCCUCUGCCUCGCAUGUGCUUUGUGGACCCUGUGCGCCAGUGUGCUGAGUGUGCCCUCAUCUCACAGAAAGAAACCGAGUUCUAUGACAAACAGCUUAAAGUGCUCAUGAAUGGUGCUACGUUCUUUGUAACUCUGGGAACGUCGGAUAAGUCGGAGCUCAUGGUCUGUCGGCUCUCCAACAAUCAGAGAUACCUGGUUUUGGAUGGAGACAGCCAUUAUGAGAUUGAAAUUGUACAAAUUUCAACUGUUCAGAUACUUACAGAGGGAUUUACUCCUGGAGAAAAAGAUACUCACACUUACACCAGCCUUCUGGAGAGCCAGCAUAUUACUGAAGGGGGCAAUACCCGUGCCAUAGGUAUGAUUCUGCAGUAUAAAGUACCAGGGUCAGAGGAGCUAACACAGAUGAAAUUUACGGCCAGUGAAGACUUCAGCUCUAACAAGAAGCUGUCAGCAAGCUGGCUGGCAGCUAUGCAUAAGGCAACAAAACUUCUUUAUGAAUCUCGGGACCAGUAAGAAAUGAGCAAACUGCCGGCAGCUUGAGAGCAGACACCAGCCUCGGAGGACCCGCAUCUCACUUUGUGCUAAUUUGACAACUGGUUAACACUUUCUCUUGACUUUUUCUCAUUCCAGUGUGGUUCAUUAUGUAAGAACUGGCAAACACGAUGUAUUUCUGUUUUGAACCAUGAGUAUUCACUAUAGCGUGCAAUAUGUAUACAAUUAAUGCUUUAAACAGUCUCACCUUUUAAGACUUUGUAUAUUUUGUUAAACCUUUAUUGCCUUUAUUGGCACUUAAUAUGAAAUAUGAAAGUGACCUGCACUACAGCUAAUGUACAGCACAACUUUUGUAGUAACAAUUAUAUAUACUGUUUGCCACAGAAAGCAAACAAAGGUGUAUGUCUCUUCUGCAGAGAAUAGCUUUUGGGUAUAGAUCUCAGGUUUUUCCCUCUAUCCAAAUGUUUAAAAUCAAUGUACAAUAAAAUCUGCCUUAGAUAUGGUUUUAUAGAAUCCACUUGAUUUUUUUUCUUAACAUAUUUCACCAAAUAUCACCAAAUUGGAAUUACAUGAUCUUGAAACUUCCCUUCUGUAAUAACAAAGCUUCCAGAAUAAUUUUUAGUUUUGUAUUUUCUUUUUGGAAACUAGCUUUUGUUAAUCUAACUGUAAUGCUGUCUGGAAUUGUAUACAUUUUAAUGUACAAAUAUGAAUAAAUUAAUUCACUUAUUUAAA